Molecule: messenger RNA, 675 nt
Organism: Closterium sp. NIES-65
Lineage: Eukaryota; Viridiplantae; Streptophyta; Zygnematophyceae; Desmidiales; Closteriaceae
Source: the annotation of a GenBank genome assembly
AUGUACAUCACCCUCUACUACUUAGUCACCUGCCUCCCUGACUCCCUUCGCUCGGUCAGGGACCACUUCCUCUCUGUUUGCCCCACCACACUCACCGUUGACCUCCUUGAGGAGCGCCUCCUAACAGCUGAGAAGAGUACAGUCGCUGUAGGAGCCUCUCGUGGUGACCCUCGUGCCCCCGUCUUUGAGGGUCGGUCGGCGCUGUGUCUGCCCCUAGUGGGCGACGCCGCACCAGCAAGGGCAAGGGGGGCAAGGGCGCUGGAGAGGCUGACGGGGGCGGUGGAGGUGGCGGUGGAGGAGGCGGAGGGAGUGGGGGUUGUGGUGGGAGUGGUGGCGGGGGUGGGGGCUUCGGUGGCAGCGGUGGAGGCGGAGGCAGUGGCGGCGGUGGCGGUGGGAGCGAAGGAGGAGGCAGUGGCGGCGGUGGCGGAGGUGGCGGCGAAGGAGGUGGAGCUAGUCAAGGUGGCUCUGCGCAGCGUGGCGGCUUCGGUGGUGGUCAGCGCCAGCAGCAGCACCGCACUCGUGAAACCCCGCCCCCCCAGCAGCUUCGUGAGUGGUACUCUGCGCGUCAGCAGGGUGGGGGUGCUGGUCCUUGUGCCUACGUCCUGUGUACCGGCGACCGCAUUGGUGAGCCGUGCGGUGGCCCGCACACCACCCAGCGCUGCUUCGGCCGCCUGA